AUGGAUCCUCGGGGUCCAUACCGGCAGCCGCUGAGCUCCGGCAACCACGCUCGAGAGGCCAAAGGAGGUCGAGAAAGCAGCCAUGAGAGCGACGACCAUUCCCCGAGAAUCGCGCACACAUUGACUGCCUGCUGCAGGUGCCGCCAGAGGAAGACAAGAUGCGACCCGAAUCUACCCCGCUGCCUCCCGUGCGAAAGGGCCGGCGCCGUCUGCGAAUACUUCGAUACUACGAAAGGGAAGAAGAUACCUCGGACCUAUGUGAUAAAACUGCAAGAAAAAGUUCGUAUCUUGGAAGCAGAGCUCAGCCAAUAUACCGAAGAAGAGGGCCUCCCCAAGAAUACCGAAGAUAUUAUGCGCCCUGGGGGACUGGUUCGGCUGGGCGAGGAUGAUGAGACCCCCCGCUUCUUAGGGCCCUCGAGCGGCAUUGCAAUGACGAGAUUGGUGAUGGAAGAGGCAAAGAAGUAUACGGAUUCAAGAACUAUUCGGGAGCUGGUCCCGGAGGUGCGCCAACGGCGACCGCCUGUGCAAUCUCCCGAAUCGGCGACAGGGCGAAAGAAAUCAUAUCCGAUGAUCAGCGCGGUGCCGGCCCCAACAUUACCUAGCCGUUUAGUGACGGACAAGCUAGUUGAGGUCUUCAACCAGAAAGCUCAGUUCUUGACACCCACCUUACACGAGCCAACAUUUGCUCAAGAUUUGCAAGACGUCUACGAUGGAAGUACAGACCCCUAUAAGAACUUCGUUCUCAGGAUGGUGCUUGCAAUCAGCAUGCAAAAACUAGAUACCCAGUAUUCCGGUUUGGCGGAUAGUUACUAUCUCGCUGCUAUGGCAUAUAUGGAAGAUAUUAUUCGUCCAAAGGAUCUCAAGACACUUCAAUGUUUGGUAUUGGUGGCUCAGUACUCUCUACUAACACCGACUCGCACCGCUAUAUAUUAUAUUGUGGGGUUGGCGACAAGACUUUGCCAGCAGCUUGGAUUGUCUGAAGAAAAGACUAUAACUCAAGGGGUUUCUUUACGCUUAGUAAACCCUAUUCAGCUGGAUAUGAGACGUCGGCUAUCAUGGAUAGUUCUCUCCAUGGAGCUGGGUCUCGCGCACACUAUGGGACGUCCUAAUGCAUUUGCUACCGGGGAGGAUCAUUUUGACGUCGAGUUUUUCGAGUCAGUCGAUGACGAGUAUAUCACCGCGGAUGGAAUAUUACCAGGACCGGUCUCGGAAAAGAAGACACGACCUGAACCGAAGAAUGAGGACCAUCCAUGGUAUGCCGAGAUGGAGAAGAAACUCAAGGAUUGGCUCGAUGCUUGCCCUCGAAAUCCCAACUGGAGCAAGUCAUGGUUCACUGGUAGGUAUCACACCAUGAUCGUGUCCCUUCGACGACCGUCGCCGCAAGUCCCAAUACCUUCACCUAUCUCAGCUAUAAUGUGUUAUGAAGCCUCAGCACACAACAUCAAAAGUUCGAGCAAGCAGAUGGAGACUGGCUUGGUCGAUAUUACUUGGAUUUUCCUUUUAGCAGUUUUUCAGUCGCUAAAUACUGUACUCUGGUCAAUCUCAUAUCCAGAGGUUCGCGCAUACAAUCCUAAAGUAGAGGUAGAGGAGAGCGUUGACAUUGCGCUCAACAUCAUCGUCAAUUGUCGGGAACGCUGGCCAGGAACAGCUGCAGCCUCUCAGCUGUAUUCGACACUAUCGAAAGCGUGCCUCAAAAGCUACGAUGUAAACAAUAUUUCGCACCCGCCCUCGUCCUUAUCCGCCAAUUCCCCAUCAUCUCUUACCGAUGCCAACUCACCAUCGGCGUCAGAACACUCCAGCUUGACUCCUGAAUCGCUCGCCCAUUCUCAGAAUACUUUACAUACCUCACCACCUCAAUUUGGAUAUGUCUUCAAUCAAAUGCCUGAACAAAUCCCAUUCGACUACAACAGCAUGCCUCCACCUCAACCUGCUUUCCGAUCGAAUUCUAUUUUCGGUGCCCCAUCUAGUAGACAAUCGGAUCGCCGAUUUAGCUACUUCCCUCCCGAGUUCACACAGCCGCAAAAUCUCUCCAAUGCUUGGAACGCCAUGCCAGAUACUCAAUUGCCACCAUCACAAAACGAUAACCGGGCAGUCGUCCAUCCCCUCGUAGCCGAUGACUCGAACUACACGAUGAACCCUGCCCCGUUCACUUUUGGAACAUACGUCUUUGGACAGCAGGAUUACGACGUCCAUAUGAGGCAAGGAAGUCUCAGUCAGCAGCAGCAGAUUGAGCUCAUGCAGAGUCUGGAGACGGAUGGAUUGACCGAGAUUGAUAAUUUUAUGAAUCAUUCGUCGCAGUAUGAUAAUCUGAACUCUAUCAAGCUUUGA
Molecule: messenger RNA, 2328 nt
Organism: Venustampulla echinocandica
Lineage: Eukaryota; Fungi; Ascomycota; Leotiomycetes; Helotiales; Pleuroascaceae
Product: Zn2 DNA-binding protein
Exons: 5
Coding region: 1-2328 (775 amino acids)
Biological process (GO): DNA-templated transcription; positive regulation of transcription by RNA polymerase II
Molecular function (GO): zinc ion binding; DNA-binding transcription factor activity, RNA polymerase II-specific; sequence-specific DNA binding
Source: RefSeq, a predicted model, not a curated record